Molecule: messenger RNA, 1830 nt
Organism: Dalotia coriaria
Lineage: Eukaryota; Metazoa; Arthropoda; Insecta; Coleoptera; Staphylinidae
Product: palmitoyltransferase ZDHHC11
Biological process (GO): protein targeting to membrane; peptidyl-L-cysteine S-palmitoylation
Cellular component (GO): endoplasmic reticulum; Golgi apparatus
Molecular function (GO): protein-cysteine S-palmitoyltransferase activity
Source: RefSeq, a predicted model, not a curated record
UAAGCGCAAAACCCUCAACUUGAAAUUGUGUGAACAAUGGCAUUAUGAGGACGCACGCAGUAGAUCGGGUCGAUACAAACAUUUCUCCGCUAGUAAAUGCUUAGCCCUAUCGUAGUAACAUGUAGUUUCUGCCGCCUCCGUGCCGCCACUUCUAAAUUCACUUACUCGCGACGCUCUAUAGCUGCUUUCUUUUAUUCACUGUGCCGUGCCAUGUGAUGUUAAGCAGCGGCGGACCGCGAGUCCUUCGUCGCGAACACGGACUGCAGUUGCCGCUGCAUCCGCUGCAAGUGUCCGGUUGGCUGGCCCUUAUUGGACUUGCCGCGGGAUCGUUUCUUUUCCUCGUUCCUGCGUUACCUGUGGUUUUGCAGCCGGCUGCGCUAGCAACACUUUGCACUCUGCUGCUGCUACAUCUGGCGGCGCAUCUCGGCGCCGUCCUGAUAGAUCCCGCCGAACCGGCGCUAAGGAGGACGGCGCCUGUACCGCUGCCAACCUUGGACCGGACGAAGCACGCGCACGUCAUCGAAGAGGGCUCGUGUCAUUUGUGCAAGGUGCUCGUCAGCGGCGAGCGGACAAAGCACUGCAGUGCGUGCAACAAGUGCGUUGCCCGUUUCGACCACCACUGCAAGUGGCUGAAUCAUUGCGUCGGGGGGCGCAAUUACGUGCCAUUUCUUAUGUGCGUAACGACGGCGGUGGCGGCUUCAGCCUUCGUGGCAUUGCUUGCCAUCGCCGAAUUCGUCGUCCACCACACGGACCACUCCUGGCUAACACGCAACCCCCCUGCUAACGACACGUCCGUUGCACAUUCGUCCUUGCCGAGCAGCGACGCUGCCUUCUUGGCCGUGGUGGCUAUCCUCGGUCUGCUGGCAAUCAUCAUCGCUGGGCUGCUCCUGCAUCUAUGCUUCUUUCAUAUCUACAUAUCCUUCCUGGGACUCACUACUUACGAGUAUAUUCGCCAGCAGCGUCAAACAAACCCGCCACAAUCAUCACAACCGGAAACCACCAAUAACCAGCAACAACAACAACAACGAUGCUCAGCAGAGUCGUUCCUACGACAUCGUCCACCAAUGAACUUACGUUGUGAGGAACGACGGAUGACACUGUUCGCCGUCCUUGAAGAAUCCUUCACGUGCACUCCUACACCGCCGUCCACUCCGCAGGAUUGCUCCAUGUGCGUAAGCAACAGCGUAGUGCCCGAUGAACGCAGAACUGCUCCACGUCCACGCAAAUUUAAGCAGAAAUGGAACUGCUGUAUGUCAGUUCCCGACAGUCCCGACGAGGAGCCGCGCUGUCUGAUGUCCUUGUGUAAAAAUCACAAGACUAAAAGUACGGUGCCGUCCAUUACCGACCGAAGGACACACUGGUCGAGUGCCAAAUUACGCGUCCUCCUGCGCGUGUUGAGCAACCUUGGCAAUCACCGCCGACGUAGUAAUCAAGUGACACCAGCGGUGUCGCAGGAAAUUGAACCUAUUGCUACAAUUGCUGAAAAUGUUCCAUGUGUAAAUAGAGAAAUCCUGCCCCCUGUUUUGCCCCCGCGCCGUCGUGUGAUCACCGAAAACGAAAUUGCUAACGCGCUCAAUAUUCUACAGCAGCAACGAUUGAACGGCAUUCGCAGGGCGCCUCAAUAUCGCCGUAGAAGACGCAGCACCGUGGUCCACAGGACAAAAACGCCCGCUUUAUCUCCUAUUAGGGAAACCGGCUUAUCAAAUCCAGCCUCGCCGUCCAGACAAAAUUGUUCUGGGAUUGCAAACUGUGCAAAUCGCCCAAUUUAAAUCCGUCUUUAAAUGUAAAUUGUGUGCUUUAAUAAAAAUAGUUAUAUUUAUUGUUAAUUAA